Molecule: messenger RNA, 1944 nt
Organism: Cylindrotheca closterium
Lineage: Eukaryota; Bacillariophyta; Bacillariophyceae; Bacillariales; Bacillariaceae
Source: the annotation of a GenBank genome assembly
AUGCAGACCUUUCCCCCACGCACCCUUGAUGCCAUCCUCCAAGUCGGUCGUUCUGCUUUGACAACCGUCAAGGACCUCCCCCUGGACACUACUAAGGAAAACCUCCUCCUCUCCAACUACUUCCACACCCAUACAGCUAGUGAGUGCAAAAACAUCCUCCUCUCCCAAGCGCAAGGAUUUGCUUACUUCGAUGGUGCCGAUGGUACCCUCCUGCAAGUCAUCUGCGCUAAGCAGGUCGGCCCAAACCUGCACUGGGCAUCCGCCAAUGAUAGCUAUGAUGCCCCCACCCCAGUUGCUUUUUCUUUAGAUGCCCUCGGCAGCAGCGUCAUAUCUAUUGCCCGAGACGACCUCGCUCGAGAAUGUCAAGCCCGGCACCUUCAUGACGCCCAAUACUCUGCCCACACUGCCUUGGCCCCCGAUAGCACCGACCCUCCCGAGGACAUCCACUGGCCCAGUGGGGACGGCGUGUUCACCGAAGUCAAAAAGUUCUUCCCCAUCUACCCUGGUGCCAACAUCCCACCAAGCCUUACGCUAUCCACCGCCCCACCAGCCAAUCUGGAAUCCUUCCACCCCCAAUUCCGACUCUGGUACGAGGCAAUGAAGUACCUCCACGACCACAAUGAGUCCCAGAGCCUCCAUUCCCACACCCACAUCUUCAGCGCCGACACCAUCCCAACCGAUCGAUUUCCCGACAGCGACCUGGCUACGCAUCUGACAUAUUCCCCAUCCACCGUCAGUGCAUUUGCAGCUGAAGUCCCCACCUACAAAGCCCUCUUCGAAGAAUUCAAACGGCACUCGGCCCUCUCUACUUUAGCAUCUACUAAUCAUGUCACUACUCAAGAAGCUCCAGCAGCCCCCCUUCCAGCAGGAGCCCCAUUCGAUAGCGAACUUUUUGCCCAGAUCAUGGCCAAUGCUCUCAAAGGCACCAAUGCCAGCACCAAGGAAAAAGAUCUGGCCCGCACUUCAGCCAGUGCUAAAGACUCUUUCAGCCUGAUUUUUGGCCGAGUCAAACCGGUCAUCCAGCUUGACGGCUCUACUGUCAACGAAUUCCACCCAUCCGUCCUCACUGACGACUUUAUCACUUUCUUGGAAAUAGGUUCGAUCAAAGAGGCCCUACGCCACCUCCAUGACACCUUUGCCCACAUCACCGAUACCCUCACCACUCGGAACAAUUACGACCGUAACGUCGACUUCGAUAUUGCCCUCUUCCAACACGCUACAGUCACUGCCCUCAAAACAUGCAGCUUUGGAGUCCGCCCCCUCACCAUGCACCCCCACGAAGCCACGUCACUUCUCAGCCUCCUAGCUUGGCUCCCACCGAACAAAAAUGAUGUCAGAUACACCACUUUCCUCUCGGAGGGCCGAGACAUAAUCCGCCAGGAAGCCAUGGAAGAAGACAAGUCCAAGCAAGCCGCGAAAAAGACAGACAUCUUUGUUCAUGGCGACGUCAGUUCUGUCGAAGCUCUGAUCAAGAUGUUAGCGAAUUUCUUUGCCUUUGUCAAAUACUGUGUCAAAGACUUUACCUUCGAUGACCCCCCGUUAAUUGUCACACUCUUGGAGGAUUUCAUGAACGCCCUCCACACACCUGCUGCCAAAGAUUGGAUCCGUUACAAUGCCGCAGUCCCACACCUCCCAUUGUGUCUCCUCCUCGAAAUGAACCAGAUCUUGCAGAUUGUUGUGGGAGCCGCAAAAAACAAAACGACUCAAAGUAAACUUCGUAAUGGCCAACCGAUCAUGGCAGACACGUUCGUGAACGCUUUCAGUGGAGUCACACAAGCCAUCAGCCACAUCAAUCUCUCCAUCAGUAUGGGCAACCUUGGCCCGUACGGUACAUGCCCCAACCUGCAUGCUAUUCUCACUGGAAAACCAACCCCAGCUCCCAAACGCCUGACCCAACCAAACGCGCAAAGCACCCACCUCAAGGAACUCAUCCCGGAUACCUGA